Molecule: messenger RNA, 4267 nt
Organism: Megalops cyprinoides (Indo-Pacific tarpon)
Lineage: Eukaryota; Metazoa; Chordata; Actinopteri; Elopiformes; Megalopidae
Gene: slc35b3
Product: solute carrier family 35 member B3
Exons: 10
Coding region: 623-1747 (374 amino acids)
Biological process (GO): transmembrane transport
Cellular component (GO): Golgi membrane; endoplasmic reticulum membrane
Molecular function (GO): 3'-phosphoadenosine 5'-phosphosulfate transmembrane transporter activity
Source: RefSeq, a predicted model, not a curated record
GACAACAGCACCCGGAAGAACGGUUUCAAGAAGAGUACAGCAUGCCAUGAAUUGUUAGCUAAUGUGACAAAAAAGGCAAUACCUAGCUGUAGUGCUGAUUGCAUUAAAAUUAUCGGAUACAUUUACUUACGUGCUGUUGUAUGGCUGUUAUGACAUAUUUGACUGAAACGGGGCAUAUCAGUUUUAUCCCGGAAGUGGAGCUUGUUUUUCUGUUACAGCUAACGUUAGCUUGCCUGCCAGCCCUGGUUUGUCGUGUUCUGAAAACCUGAAAAACUAGCUAACAUUAGGUAGACACUUAUAAUAUUGCAAGCCACAAAUGUCACUCUGCAGUCGAGCAUUACUGCUCACUUUGUAAGCUAAAUGUACGAUAUUUUGUCACGGUUCCAUUUGCUGGGCAGCUAGUGAAUAGCGUAGCUUGUCCAAAGAAGUGGCAACUCGCUAGUUAUGUGCUAUUAGCUAGCUAGCUGUGGCGCAAUGAACAGCCCGGGCAACAAUCUCGGUUUGGGCAUUGAUAUCGUCAGCUAGCUUGCAAGCUAGUUGUGGAACAUCGAAGUUUUGCUGCCAAAUAUUUCAUUUGCUUGAAAUAUAUCUUUUUUUAUCCUUUGAGAAGCUCCCAGACACCAUGAGUGCCAAAUUUGGACUGAUUAAUUACAACAGCUCCCGGAAGCACAUAUCCAUCUCUGUCCCGUCUGGGACGGAGAUCAUGUCCCCCCACAUCAAGUCUGUGGAGGAGCUGCGUGUGCUGGGCAUCAACCUCAGCAGCUUCAACACGGCCAUGCAGUUCUUCAUCUGCGUGGCCGGGGUCUUCGUCUUUUAUCUCAUCUAUGGGUAUCUGCAGGAGCUCAUAUUCUCAAUGGAAGGUUUUAAGCCUUUUGGAUGGUACCUCACCUUAGUGCAGUUUGGGUUCUACUCCCUGUUUGGACUGGUGGAACUGCAGCUCACACAAGAUAAAAGGAGGAGAAUUCCAGGGAAGACAUAUAUGAUUAUAGCAUUUUUAACUGUGGGGACCAUGGGACUGUCAAACACCUCACUGGGGUAUUUGAACUAUCCCACACAAGUCAUCUUCAAGUGCUGUAAACUCAUUCCUGUCAUGAUAGGAGGAGUAUUUAUUCAAGGGAAGCGAUACAAUGUGGCCGACGUGUCUGCUGCUCUCUGCAUGAGUUUGGGCCUCAUUUGGUUCACUUUGGCAGACAGUAAAGUUGCACCCAACUUCAAUGUUACAGGAGUCAUCCUCAUCUCUCUGGCCUUGUGCGCGGAUGCUGCUAUCGGGAACGUGCAGGAAAAGGCCAUGAAGCUCCACAACGGCUCUAACUCAGAGAUGGUCUUGUAUUCCUACUCUAUAGGAUUUGUGUACAUACUGAUGGGCUUGUUUUGUGUGGGUGGACUGGGACCAGCAGUGGCCUUCUGCUCUCAGCAUCCAGUGAGGACCUAUGGCUACGCGUUCUUCUUCUCCCUUACGGGCUACUUCGGCAUCUCGUUCGUUCUCGCAUUGAUCAAGCUCUUCGGCGCCCUUGUUGCCGUCACAGUCACAACAGGGAGAAAAGCUAUGACGAUUGUACUGUCAUUUAUGUUCUUUUCAAAGCCUUUUACUUUUCAGUAUGUGUGGGGUGGUCUUUUGGUGGUAUUUGGGAUAUUCCUGAACGUUUACAGCAAAAACAGAGACAAAAUGAAGCUCCCAUCCCUGGCAGACAUCAGAAGCCGUGUUUUGUCCGGGAAAAGGGGGAGGCUGAUGUCUCAAAAUGUGUAGGAAACCACCUCUGAUGCCGUACUCCGCUGUCUAACUGGGACCCCCGAUAGGACAGGCUCCGGGGCGAGCCCCACAGAAACAUUCCUGCUGAUGGAGAACAGGGACAGAAGCACCUGCCACAGGCUCAAAAGGGAAUUAAUUACCUGGCCAAAUAUAGCAGUGUUGCACUGUAACAUUGACUUCAAAUGUAGGCACGCUGGAUGGAGGAGACUGAAGACCUAUUUAAAGAGAAGCUGUUCUCCAUUGAUCAUGUCCUCGAAUGAAUGUGUACCAAAAGUCAUAUUAUAAAUGGCAUAUUUGUCAUGCACAUGCCUCAAAGGUCAAGUUUUACGUGGCCACAAUAUGGGACCUUGUGAUCUUUAUUAUUAUUCAUUUUUAUUUAUGUCUGAUCAUGUAAAGAAAAAUGCAGUUGCAGGACAUGAAGGCCGUGACAACGCUCUUAAGUUUAUCAAAGUACCGUAAUCACAAUAGUUUGUGAACCGUUUGUUUUGGUGAAAGGGUUGCUCUUUUUUUUUUUUUUUUUUUUUUACAUUGGAAUCAGAAAAGGGGAAGUUAAUUCAAGGAGUUUUGAUGUGUUUUCAUAAAUGACUUGUAAGCAGCUUAGCAGGCAUUUCUUAUCCGUUGGCUGCAGAAAGGAGAGUUGAAUUCCUGCCAAGAAGCUUCUCAGAUGUUUACCCAUCAGAUUGCCCAGGGCUUGUUUGAUUAGUAAUCCUGGAAUAAGAUAGCACUAGAAAGAAAACAAACACUGUUCAAAGGGCUUGGCUUUGGACCUCGUUUUGAUGGGUGGUGCAUCACGUGGGUGUGUGAUGUCGGGGGACAUCCUGCCAGUGGCGGAAGAGCUGGAUCCGGCCCCUCCGGUCUUUAUUAUAACGUGUCUCAGACAACGCCUUCCAUGGCUUCAUGUGCCACAUGUUGUGUGUGUUGGGGGGGGCUGUCACUCAGCCGAAAUGGGGAGGAGCGGUGGGGAGAUGGGGCAUUGCACAGCCAAACCUCAAAGAAGAACUUGAACGCUCAUUUUUCCUUAAAUGUAAAAAAAAAACCUAUUGUAAUAGUGAGGAUUGUGGGAUUGAUGGGCCGGGCGUGUUUGGAAACUGUCAACUGAUAUGAGGACUGGUUACGCGUCAUAUUUCAUGUACUGUACAAUGUUGAAUUGGCACUUUGACUGUGCAGUAGGAUUUCUUACUGGAAUUUAAUUACUCCCAGAAAAUGAAGGAAGAAACUUGACUCUGGUACCAGUAUGUAGAACAUAACAUCUGGUAGCAACCUGUAUGGAAUACAUAAAUAAUAAGUGUGUAGGAAUACAUGUUUUUGAGACCUGAGGCUUAUUUUAGCGCGGGUUGGCAUCUCGCUGAAGAACUGAUAAGAAAUGUCUAGAGACCAAGACAUGUCUAACCUUAUGCAGAUAAGCAAAUAUUUGUGCAUUGCACAAAGGACUUUGAUGUGUGUUAAGUAUAGACAUGUAUUACUUGCAUGCACAGACAUACAAUACAUGAACACAGACAUUUUCUGUCUGUAAACAUUCAGUUGCAUGAAUCUUUACACAUACAUUGUGAGGUGGUGUCCUCUCAAGCCAGUUAGUCAUAACGGAAUUUCAGUGAAACGGGUUCAGAGUUAUAAGCCCUCACCCCAUUAAUAUUUUGUCCAUCUUCUGUUUCAAAUGCAUCAGCCACCAUCAAGUUGAUCUCUGUUGGGAAUGUGAAUUUAUUAUAACACUUGUAUAUCAUGAAAAAAAAGAUCAGUGUAAUUGAUAUUACAUAGUUAAUUGUUCUAACAGUUCUGGGAAAGGUGCAAAUUCACUACUGGGGAAUCAUUUUUAAAAAAUGGAAGGAAAAAAAUCCCUCCAAGCAUACAGCAUUAAAACAGCGUUAAUUUUGACUUUGAAGUUGUCCUUCAUAAUAUAUGUUGCACAGGUACUAAUUUCCCCCUUGUGUCUGGCUUCAAGUAAAAUUACAAUAUUUGCCAGCUCUGUAGGGGGCAGAAUAUUGCUCUGUUAGUGAUCUGGUAGAAGGGAAAACAUUACAAGCUGACACCCAGGCAGGAAGCUCAACACAGGGCAAUUAGUCACUCAGCGUUUCAUAAAAGCUGGCAGCUCCUCAACACUGACAAACUGACAGAUUCUUCUCAAGGGUCCAGAGGCUUGCAGCAAAAACGGCACACAUGCAGGAUGUCAUAAACGUUUUGAUCUUGACAUGGCAAAAUAUGUGAAUUCUGCCUCUUUUUUUAAUCAAAUUUACAAAUUAUAUGGGUAAUAGAUUUUGGGGAGUUUCAGAUAUUUUAUAUACUUGGUUGAAUUUUAUGAGAAUGUAUUAUUUCACCAUGUCUCUUAAACUGUGGCAGGGAUGUAGACAUACUUUGUCGUUCCAAAGAUUUAGGAAACAAAUGAAAUGAACUCAUGACACACAUGAUUGUGAGGAUUUGGUCAGUAAAGAGGAUGAACGUGAUUACAUAUUAUCAAGGCACCAUAGAUGCCUCACGAUGUUAUUGUAAAUGCUAUAGGAUUACAUCACGGUUAAUUUAAGA